GACCUAUGUCGUUAUUGUUAACGAAUAAAAUUAUAAUGGAACUUACGAAUUUUGAAGAAGUUUUAAAAGAACUUCAAGUCUCUACAACUGCUCUCGAAGAAAUUCAACCAAUGGAACCACCAUAUUGA
This is a messenger RNA of Funneliformis mosseae, 128 nucleotides long. The record is from the annotation of a GenBank genome assembly. NCBI's taxonomy places the organism in Eukaryota, Fungi, Glomeromycota, Glomeromycetes, Glomerales, Glomeraceae.